GAACAUCAUUAUCCAUGACGAAUGAACGAAGAAACGGUGUCACACAGGAUAAGAAAUCUAUAAUUUUGUUUCGCAUCUCCUCCGUCCCUCUUUCUCUCAUCUCUUGAGUUCAGUUUCCGAAGUCGAUGGCCAUGACUUUAGGGUUUAUUCAAUCUGAUGCAGUUUUAGUCAGGGCUUCACGCAUCUCAUCGUCACUCUUGCCAUCAUCUAUCAGGCCUCGAAAGUGUAUUGGGGUUCAAUUCUCCCCCGCUCAAAUCCCAACCUUCCACGCAGCAAGUAGUGGCGCUCCUAGUCGCAUGUGUUCACCAAUUGCCUUCUCCAGAUCAGAAGGUGAGGAGAUGGGUUCUCAGGAACAUUAUGAGAAUGAGGAAGUCAGCACAACCGGUUCUCAGACACAUGAAGCUAGUGUCAGAGGCAGCACAUUUCAUGCUUCACAUUCCGCUGAUAAAGCACAGGAAAAACCUCAGGGAUAUAAAACUAGUACUUCAUCUAUUAAAGCUGUUGCUUUUUGCGUGUGCACUGCUGUGGCUUUCGGCAUUGGUGUGGGAUUGAAAGAUGGAGUAGAUAAGGCAUCUGAGUUUUUUGCUGGGUAUAUACUGGAGCAAAGCCUGUCAGUGGAUAAUCUAUUUGUCUUCGUUCUAGUUUUCAAGUAUUUCAAAGUUCCACUCAUGUACCAGAAUCGGGUACUUUUGUAUGGGAUUGCUGGUGCAAUCAUCUUUCGGUUGUCAUUGAUACUACUUGGAACGGCUACCCUUCAGAGUUUUGAGGCGGUUAACCUGGCAUUGGCUGCUAUUCUCCUAUAUUCAUCUUUCAAGCUAUUUGGUGGUGAAGAAGAUGAAACUGACCUAUCAAACAACUUCAUUGUGAGGACAUGCCAGAGAUUUAUUCCAGUCACAUCUACUUACGAUGGCAAUCGAUUUGUAACAAAGCAGGAUGGCUUGUGGAAAGCCACACCUUUACUUCUCACAGUAGCAGUUAUUGAGCUCAGUGAUAUUGCAUUUGCUGUUGAUUCAAUACCCGCUGUUUUUGGUGUUACUCGGGAUCCUUUCAUAGUUUUCUCUUCUAAUCUCUUUGCCAUUUUAGGUCUAAGGUCACUUUACACACUCAUUUCUGAGAGCAUGGCAGAGUUGAAAUAUUUGCAGCCCUCCAUUGCUGUUGUUCUUGGCUUCAUUGGAAGUAAGAUGAUCUUGGAUUUCUUUGGGUUCCAUAUAUCGACUGAAGCAUCACUUGGUAUUGUAGCAACAACUCUUAGUGCUGGGAUCCUGCUUAGUUUAAUGAAGCCAUCUGAUUAGUUGGAAAAGCAAUUGGAGCAAAGGGGUGGUGAAAAGUUGGUGUUCAACAUGUGUUGUUUGGUACAAUUCGGGCAAUUAAGUUGUUGCUGUUCCUGCAGCAAUUGUUUGACAAUAGAAAAAGAAAAGAUUUUGCAAUUGUAUUGUGCUUCUUGUUACUGUGGUAACCCAUGGAUGCUUAAAUGUUAUGCUACUGAGUUUAGGUGAAGAUCAACAAAAAAUAAAAUAGCUGAUAUGUUACUUUGCUCUUUUUA
Messenger RNA from Tripterygium wilfordii, 1543 nucleotides. Its product is annotated as thylakoid membrane protein TERC, chloroplastic. Lineage: Eukaryota; Viridiplantae; Streptophyta; Magnoliopsida; Celastrales; Celastraceae. The transcript is spliced from 14 exons. Gene Ontology annotation, cellular component: membrane. The coding region runs from base 126 to 1292 and encodes 388 amino acids. The record is from RefSeq and is a predicted model, not a curated record.